GGGGCUCUUGCAUUCCUAGAGAGGCCACAGGGUGUCAGCUGGUGUGGGGUGGGUGUCCUUUCUUUCCAUCCUUUCUCUACUCUGCUGCCCCCCACCACCAUUUUUUGGGGGGAGCUGGAAAGGUUCCACCAUCCUCUGAGGAGAUGGAUGCGUGCGAGGAAGUCACCCUGGAGAACUGUGGGAAUGAGACCUCUCUGGCAGGUGAUGGACAGGAGAAUUGUGGUUGUAGAGAACCACAUCGGGUGCCACCGGAAGCAGCCGUGCAUGAAUUGGGGGGUGAGACCUUCAGUGCUCAAGAUGAAUCAAGGAGGCAGGAAGAAAACCAGACAGAGAACUGGAGAGAUAAAUCCAUUGUGUCUCUUGCUGAUGACCUUCAUGAAACCCCAGUACAAUAUAAACACCACAAGGGGAAAAAGAGGUACGAGUGCCCUUUUUGUGGGAAAGCUUUCAGUUCUAAGUCUCUCCUUGCUGUCCAUUGCAGAACGCACACUGGAGAGAAACCAUAUAAAUGUUCAGAGUGUGGAAAGAGCUUCCGCCAGAGCAGAAACCUGACUUCCCAUCAACGGAUCCACACAGGGGAGAAGCCGUACAAGUGCUUGGAAUGUGGAAAGAGCUUCAGUUGGAAUUCAAAUCUGACUUCACACCAGCGGAUCCACACAGGGGAGAAGCCGUACAAGUGCUUGGAAUGUGGAAAGAACUUCUGUGAUAGCACACUCCUUACUAGACAUCAGAUAAUCCACACAGGGGAGAAGCCAUUUACGUGCUUGGAAUGUGGGAAGAGCUUCCAUCAGAGCAGAAACCUUGCUUUGCACCAGAGAAUACACACAGGGGAGAGGCCCUACAAGUGCUUGGAUUGUGGGAAGAACUUCCACCGGAGAACACACCUUACUUCCCAUCAACGAAUCCAUACAGGGGAGAAGCCAUUUAAAUGCUUGGAAUGUGGAAUGAGCUUCAGCUGGAAUUCAAAUUUUACUUCACAUUACAGGAUUCACACAGGAGAGAAACCACAUAAGUGUGUGGAGUGUGGGAAGAGCUUCUGUACUACCACACAACUUGCCUCACAUCAUAAGACUCACACAGGAGAGAAACCUUUUAAGUGUUCAGAGUGUGGAAAGAGCUUCUCAGAGAGCACUCUCCUUACUAGACAUCAGAUAAUCCACACAGGGGAGAAACCAUUUAAAUGCUUGGAAUGUGGAAAGUGCUACAGUCAGAGGUCAAGUCUUACUUCACAUCAGAGAAUACACAGAGGUGCCACAAGACAGAAGCCAUACACAUGUCUGGAGUGUGGGAAGUGCUUCAGUAACAGCACACAGCUUAUUUUACAUCAGAGAAGCCACACAGGAGAGAAACCUUACAAAUGCUUGGAGUGUGGAAAGAGCUUCAGUGAUGGCACACUUCUUAACAGGCAUCAAAUAAUUCACAAAGAGGAGAAACCAUUUAAAUGCUUGCACUGUGGAAAGAGCUUCCGUCAGAGCCGAAACCUCACUUUACAUCAGAGAAUCCACACAGGGGAGAAACCGUAUAAGUGCUUGGAUUGUGGGAAGAGCUUCCAUCAGAGAACACACCUUACUUCCCAUCAGCGAAUCCACACAGGAGCAAAACCAUUUAAAUGUCUGGAAUGUGGAAAGACCUUCAGUUGGAAUUCAAGUCUUACCUCUCAUCACAGAAUCCAUACGGGAGAGAAACCGUACGAGUGCUCCGAGUGCGAGAAAAGCUUCUGUACGACCUCACAACUUGCAUCGCACCGGAAAACCCACACGGGAGAAAAACAUUACAAGUGUUUGGAGUGUGGAAAGAGCUUUUGUGACAGCACACUCCUUACGAGGCAUCAGAUCACCCACACAGGGGAGAAGCCAUUUAAAUGCUCAGAAUGUGGAAAGAGUUACAGCCAAGUUUCAAGCCUCUCUUCUCACCGGAAAGUCCACAGAGAUGCUACAGUGCAGAAACCAUACAGAUGCUUGGAGUGUGGAAAGAGAUUCAGCAAUAGCACGCAACUUAUUUUACACCAGAGAAUCCACAUGGAAGAGAAACCUUAGGAAUGGUUUGUAGUAACACACCAGAGGAUUUGCAUGCGAGAGAAAUUGCCAGGAGCGUGGAAAUUGCUCCAGAAGUAGUUGUGAGCUUAAAACCACAUCAAAAGAUUCACACUGCCUAGAAACAAAAAGCAUGUUUGGAAUAGCGAGUUCCUAGUGGAAUAACUCAGAUACAGUUGUACCUUGGUUUUUGAACAGCUUAGUUCUCGAACUUUUUGGCUCCCAGUCGCCGCAAACCCGGAAGUGACUGUUCCAGUUUGUGAACUAUUUUUGAAAACCGAACAAUCCGAUGGGGCUUCCGGUGCUUCCGAUUGGCUGCAGGUGCUUCCAGCAGCCAAUCAGAAGCUGCACUUUGGUUUCUGAACGUUUUGGAAGUUGAAGGGACUUCUGGAACGGAUUCUGUUCGACUUCCAAGGUACGACUUCAAAGAAUUCAGACAGGUGCUAGGUAAUAAUUUAUGGAAGUGCAAGGUUUUUGUAACUACCAUCUGGAAGGGGGGGAAAUUGGAGAGGAAGCGAACAUGGCUUGUCUUUUGGCAAAGUUGAUGGAGAGGUCCCCUCUCCUAAAUCCUGAUGGAAUGGCUGCGGACGUUGAGGAAGUGGUCCGUUGCAGUUGGUGUUUCAGCAGAGGCAAUAGAGAAGACUUGCAGUACCACCUCCCCCCCUUUCCUGUAGCCUGAUGGUGCUUUUUUCUGUCUAGCGAAAGACAGAAGGUGUGAAUACCGUGUUUCUCCAAAAAUAAGACACCGUCUUAUAUUCAUUUUUCCUAUAAAAAAACCACACGGUGGCUUAUUUUCAGGGGAUGUCUUUUUUAUUAUUAUUAAGUAUCUAUCUUUAAGUAUUUUUCUAUUUAUUAAGCCUAUCACUAUGGCUUAUUUUUGGGGUAUGGCUUAUUUUCGGAGAAACAUGGUAGGACCCCUCCCCUUAGAUUUUCAUUUUCUUUUGCUGAGUAACAGUGUGCUUCCAUGUUUCUUUUGUAGAUCCCUUUUAUCCCCUCGGAAGGUGCCAUUCUCGCUGACCCUACUGUUGACAGGCAGGCCAUGGUUUAUUUUUGGGUCGACAGCAAACAGUCAGCUAUUUUUGGUUGGGGGUGGGCAACCCAUUUCUUCCUGAAGGUUGCCCUCCUUGUGAGGGCCACAUGCCAGUUGGAGGUGGAGUCAGAAGCAAAUGUGGGCAGAACAAUUAAUAUAGAUGUAAGCUUCUGGAUGACCCCCUAGGGCUGGGUGAUAUCUGGUUUUCAAAACUGUGAUAUAUCACUACCUAAACAUCGCAAUACAGUGGUACCUCUACUUACGAAUUUAAUGCGUUCCGAACGCACAUUCGUAAGUUGAAAAAAAAUUGUAAGUCGAAUCCCAUAGGAAUGCAUUGGGAGAAAAAAUUCGUAAGUAGAAGCAACCCUAUCUAAAAAUUCGUAAGUAGAAAAAAUCUUAUCUAAACCGCAUCCAAGAUGGCGGACGGAGCUCCGUUCGUAAGUAGAAACAUUUGUUAUUCGUAAGUAGAGGUACCACUGUAUACUGAUACUGAUAUAUCACGAUGUCUGAAAUAAGGAUGGAGAUAUGUAGAGGCAUUGGCUGACUUCCUGGUUUUAUCCACAUUGUGAUUUUUGCAUAGCACACACACACACACCUUCUCAGUAGUGGCACCCGCCCUGUUUAUGUCAAGGAAAUAAACAACUAUCUGACUUUUAGAAGACAUCUGAAGGCAGCCCUGUUUCGGGAAGUUUUUAAUGUUUUAUCUCUUUAUGAUUAUGAUUAUUAUUAAUAUUCUGUUGGGAGCUGCCCAAAGUGGCUGGGGAAACCCAGCCAAAUGGGUGGGGUAUAAAUAAGUCAUCAUCAUCAUCAUCACCACACACACAUCAUGAUUCGCAAUAUAUUGCCAGAUCAAAAAUCAUGAAACUGAUAUCAUAAUAUGGACAACCAGUUUUGGACGAUAUAUCACCCAGCCCUAAUACACAUAAUGAUUCACAUUAUAUUGCCAGAUCAAAAAUCAUGAAACCGGACAUCAAUCCGGUUAUAUGGUUAUAUGGACAUCAAUCCGGUUUUGGACGAUAUAUAGCCCAGCCCUAGUGACCUCUGAUCCAUGCUUUUCUGAAGGCUGCAUUACUGCCGGUCGAGAAGCAGGAGGUGCAAAUAAAGAGGGAUGCUCAGUAGUGUGAAAUGGGAUAUUAUUAUUUAUUAUUUAUUAAUUAUUAUUAUUAUUAUUAAUUUAUUUAUUUAUAGCCCGCCCAUCUGGCUGGGUUUUCCCCGCCACUCUGGGCGGCUUCAAACAAAUACAAAAAUACAUUAAAAUAUCAUAGAUUAAAAAACUUCCCUAAACAGGGCUGCCUGUAGGUGUUUUCUAAAUGUUAGGUAGUUGUUCAUCUCCUUGACCUCCGAUGGCAGGGCGUUCCACAGGGCAGGCGCCACUACCAAGAAGGCCCUCUGCCUGGUUCCCUGCAGCUUUGUUUCUCGCAGUGAGGGAACCGCCAGAAGGCCCAUGGAGUGACUGCCAUGGAGUACCGGUUUACAUGGUUGCCACAAUGGACUAAAUCAUGCUUAAAUGGCCAAUCGUAGACAUGCUUGACUUGGUACUAAGCAGUGGCGUACUCGGGCUCUCCAAUUUAAGUGGCGCCAUGGCCAACGCUAAAAUUCAGUGUCUCCCCCACCUCUUGUGUUGCAUUGUACAUCACUGUCAGGGUGCCGGCGCCCAGUGUGGCUGAACAAGUCGCACUUCCAUAAAACCACCUCUGCACUAAGCCACACUGGGGCAUUUACUUACAGGAAAGUGAGUAUGCAAUUGCAGCCAAGCUAGGUGCGUGAUUGUGACCCAUAGAGGUAUUAAAGAGGAUUUCUAGAUUUAUGAUGUAAUUGUCUUCGUGUUUGCAUUGUAGUCUGUGCUGACCAGUGUUUGCUUAAAUAAAACUGAAUUCAUUGCCUCCGAG
Messenger RNA from Zootoca vivipara (common lizard), 4952 nucleotides. The record is from RefSeq and is a predicted model, not a curated record. NCBI's taxonomy places the organism in Eukaryota, Metazoa, Chordata, Lepidosauria, Squamata, Lacertidae.